Molecule: messenger RNA, 1787 nt
Organism: Serpula lacrymans var. lacrymans S7.9
Lineage: Eukaryota; Fungi; Basidiomycota; Agaricomycetes; Boletales; Serpulaceae
Exons: 9
Coding region: 80-1621 (513 amino acids)
Biological process (GO): lipid modification; glycerophospholipid biosynthetic process
Cellular component (GO): endoplasmic reticulum; membrane
Molecular function (GO): 1-acylglycerol-3-phosphate O-acyltransferase activity; 1-acylglycerophosphocholine O-acyltransferase activity
Source: RefSeq, a predicted model, not a curated record
GUAGUAAGCCAUUGUAUAAAAAUUUGGUCAACUUGUUCUCAAAGGCAACGUUCACGUUGCUUGUGUUCGUCUCGCAACCAUGGACGCACUUUUCGUUCUUUUGGCUAACGCGGUCGGUGCCUCUGUCGACCAGAUAAAGCUCAUUUCAUGUCUCCUAGUUGCAUAUCCUCUUGGAAGUGUAUUCAUACGCAUUCCAUCUUCUCGGCCCAAUUUAAAGCAUCUCUUUAAUAUAUGCAUCACGCUUUUCUACUUCUUCCCUGUUCUCAAUCUUUACUGGGGCUUUGCGCAGUUACUUGGGAGUGUUCUAGGAACUUAUAUAAUUGCAGCCAGUGUCCGUGGUCCUCGCAUGCCAUGGCUCGUAUUUGCCUUCGUCAUGGGACAUUUGACCAUAAACCACAUUAUACGCGCCAUCUACAACUUCAGUUACGAGACAGUCGAAAUAACUGGACCUCAGAUGGUUCUGACUAUGAAACUCACGACAUUUGCUUGGAACGUUUGGGAUGGCAGGCGAAAAGCAGAGGACUUAGACAAGUGGCAGUUGGAGAAACGAGUAGUCAGAUACCCUACUCUUCUCGAGUUCCUUGGUUAUGCUUUCUACUUCCCGGGUAUUCUCGUUGGACCCUAUCUAGAUUACGCAUCGUAUAUAUCUUUGAUCGACGAGACUCUGUUCACAUCUGCAGAGAGCAGCAGAGUCGGUGUAAUAACUCAGAAGCGUGCUGUGCCCAAUGGAAGGAAGCGCGUGGCGUACCGUAAGAUGGUGACUGGCCUCGCGUUUUUAGGUCUUUUCGUCGUCUUUGGCCCCUCUUUCAAUUACAGUGUGGCCAUCACGCCUUGGUUCGUCACCAAAGGAAUCUUCUAUCGAAUUGCUUACUUCCAGCUAUGUGGACUGGUCGAGCGUUCAAAGUAUUAUGCAGUUUGGACACUGACAGAGGGAGCCAGCAUCUUAACUGGGUUGGGCUUCACGGGAUAUAGCCGGACCGGAGAAUCGCUUUGGGAAGGGGCAGCCAACGUUAACAUCCCGUUGAUCGAGUUAGCGCCCAACUUCAAGGUCCUUCUGGACUCGUGGAACAUGAAAACGAACGUUUGGCUUAGAGAGUGUAUCUACAAACGUGUCACACCUAAAGGCAAGAAGCCCGGUUUCCGGAGCAGCAUGCUUACUUUUGCCACCAGUGCUUUCUGGCAUGGUAUUGCUAGUGGUUAUUAUCUUACGUUCAUCUUCGGUGGAUUCAUAACGACUGCAGGGCGUCUUUGCCGUGCGAACUUCCGUCCCCUCGUAUUGCCUCCUGCAGGCUCGCCAACGACUACUAUUAAGCGUAUAUAUGACAUCCUUGGCACGGUCGCAUCGAUCAUGGUUUUGAACUACGUAGCAGCUCCGUUCAUGUUGCUUACCUUCAGAGACUCGAUGGAAGCCUGGCGGCAACUCGGCUGGUAUGGUUUCUGGAUGGUCGGACUUACGCUUGUCUUCUUCUAUUCUGGUGGAUCGAAGAUCUGCAAGAACAUGCAGAAGGUUGAAGGAAAGAACGCUGGAAAUGGCAAGAACAGUCGACCACAAACACCUGGUCCCUAUGUUGUCCCUCCCAUGGACUCUGCGGUAGCUGAAGUUGAAAAAAGGUUAAAUUGAUGCGGUUUCCCUCCGGAAUAGUUUCACGAUACGUAACAUAGAUCACAUUUAUACCGCAGAUACGUAAUUGCUAUGCUACUCAUCAUGAUGUUCGAGCGAUGUGUUAGAGCAGGCUUGCUAAGUGUUGAGAGUUGCAAUGGAGGUUAUAGCUUGAGGUGUUGACAUU